AUGUCACUCGCGAAAGUACCUCUGCUCCUGAUUGCUGUGGCGGGGAGCCAUAUCACCUUGACUCCUCCCAAUCCUCGUGUUCCGGCCAACGAGCGCCCCAAGGACGUUUCUCAGACGGAAAAGCAUUUCUCUGCCCUGGCCCACAUAUAUGCAACGAUGACCAAGUUGUCCAUGUGCGCGGGAAGCAUCGUUGAGAUAGCCGUACUGUUGGCGCUUGAAUGGCCCACGCACCCGCUGUCCAAGAUGGUCUUCAAGGCACUCAUCCCUGGUCCUCGAGAGCUCGCCGACCGAAUCACUAUUUCGGACACAUUCAUCAUUGGAUGUAUCCUCACGGCCGCAGGCGCACUCGGCCGCAUAUCCUGCUAUCGCACUCUUGGACGUCUCUUCACGUUCGAGGUCACGAUCCGCAACGACCACAAACUCGUCACGCAAGGACCAUACGCGUAUGUCCGGCACCCGAGCUACACUUCCGGAUUGCUCUUUACCGCCGGCGUGACGGUGUGCAACGCAAGUCGUGGGUCAUGGGCGAAGGAGUGUGGUGUGUUGGAUACAACGGCGGGGCGCUUGGGGGCAUGCGUAUACUGGAUUCUGUUCUUCCUUGGCCUACUUGCGGUGAUUACACGGAUGCCAGAAGAAGACAGGCUACUACGCGAUCGGUUUGGAGCGGAGUGGGACCGGUGGGCAAAGAAAGUGCCCUACAGACUAGUUCCAUGUGUUUAUUGA
Fibroporia radiculosa is the source of this 723-nucleotide messenger RNA. RefSeq lists its product as uncharacterized. Gene Ontology annotation, cellular component: membrane. NCBI's taxonomy places the organism in Eukaryota, Fungi, Basidiomycota, Agaricomycetes, Polyporales, Fibroporiaceae. Gene Ontology annotation, molecular function: protein C-terminal S-isoprenylcysteine carboxyl O-methyltransferase activity. Bases 1 to 723 code for a protein of 240 amino acids. Gene Ontology annotation, biological process: C-terminal protein methylation. The transcript is spliced from 2 exons. The record is from RefSeq and is a predicted model, not a curated record.